Molecule: messenger RNA, 1467 nt
Organism: Syngnathoides biaculeatus (alligator pipefish)
Lineage: Eukaryota; Metazoa; Chordata; Actinopteri; Syngnathiformes; Syngnathidae
Gene: hyal6
Product: hyaluronoglucosaminidase 6
Exons: 3
Coding region: 1-1467 (488 amino acids)
Biological process (GO): carbohydrate metabolic process; hyaluronan catabolic process
Molecular function (GO): hyalurononglucosaminidase activity
Source: RefSeq, a predicted model, not a curated record
AUGGCGUGGAUGGGGCUCCGAGUCCUGGUGCUGGUGCUGAGCUCGGGGGUGGCCGCCCGCAAGCCGGCCCGGGCGCCCCUGAUCCCUCAUCGGCCCUUCGUGGUGGUCUGGAACGCUCCCACCGAGCCGUGUCGCAUGCGCUUCCGGGUGGAUUUGGACUUGAGCGUCUUCGACAUCGUGGCCAACCUCAACGAAACCCUGAGCGGACCCAACGUGACCAUCUUCUACCACAGCCACCUGGGCUAUUAUCCGUACUACUCCAACUCGGGCCUUCCGGUCAACGGGGGGCUCCCCCAGAACCAGAGCAUCUCCAAACACCUGAGCAAGGCCCGCAACGACAUCGACAAACUGAUCCCUCACAAGGACUUCCGAGGGUUGGGGGUUAUCGAUUGGGAGAACUGGAGACCCCAGUGGGUGCGCAACUGGGGCGGCAAGGACAUCUACCGCAACAAGUCCAAGGAGCAGACUCGGAAGCUUCACCCCAACUGGCCGGAGAGCAAAGUGGAGAAGGAGGCCAAGGAGAGCUUUGAGAAAGCCGCGCAGGCCUUCAUGAAUCUGACUCUGGCUUUGGCCGAGGGUCGCCGACCGGACGGCCUGUGGGGCUUCUAUCUGUUCCCCGACUGUUACAAUUACGGCUACAAGCAACACCCGCGGCGCUACAGCGGCGAAUGUCCCAACGUGGAGCACGUCCGAAACGACCACCUGAUGUGGCUGUGGAGGGAGAGCACGGCCUUGUACCCGUCCAUCUACCUGGACUACGAGCUCAGGUCCUCGGCGAACGCCCUCAAGUACGUCCACUUCCGAGUCAAGGAGGCCAUGAGGAUCGCCUCCAUCGCACGCCCGGACGUCACCUUGCCGGUUUUCGUCUACUCCAGACCCUUCUACGCCUACACCUUUGUGGUUCUGUCAGAGAGCGACCUGGUGCACACCAUCGGCGAGAGCGCCUCCCUCGGAGCGUCCGGCGUCGUCCUCUGGGGUUCGUCGGAAUACGCCAGAUCGCAGAGGAACUGCCUGACGGUGAAGAAGUACAUCGACGGCCCUCUCGGCCAUUACGUGGUCAACGUGACGUCGGCCGCCAAGCUGUGCAGCAAAGCGCUGUGCAAAAAAAACGGCCGCUGCGUCCGCAAGAGGCUGGACUCGGGCGCCUACCUGCACCUCGACCCGCGAUUCUUCAGCGUCCGCCGGCGGCGGCCGGCGCCGUCGGGCCUCCGCUUCCGGGUCAGCGGCCGCCUCCGGCGCCGGGACGUCCUGGACAUGAAACACAAGUUCACCUGCCAGUGCUACCGGGGCUGGAGCGGCGUCCACUGCGAGGUGCCGCAGACGCCCGACGGCGUGGCCCGCGGCGUCCUCGUCCUCCUCUCGCUCGACCUCUCCUGCCUGUGCGUCGUCGCGCUGCUCGCCGUCUGCCUCCUGGUCGGGGCCUCUCUUCGUCUAAACGGCCUCCGUCCGCGAACGCCGCGGAAUUGA